Colletotrichum godetiae is the source of this 957-nucleotide messenger RNA. RefSeq lists its product as uncharacterized. The record is from RefSeq and is a predicted model, not a curated record. The transcript has a single exon. NCBI's taxonomy places the organism in Eukaryota, Fungi, Ascomycota, Sordariomycetes, Glomerellales, Glomerellaceae. The coding region runs from base 1 to 957 and encodes 318 amino acids.
AUGGCACAUUGGCGAUGCAUGUCAGCUUUAUGUUGUCAACCCCAGGCCAAGUGCCUUCACUUGGCCAUCACUGUCACAGCGCACAAUUCUCGGGCUUCUGAAAUCGUACAGCCGUUGCUUGCUCUUGCUCCAGUUUCCCGAGUCGUUCUUCAUCCAACCCCGGUAGCGGACGGGCCUUUGCUUCUUCUCAUGCAGCACCCGGCUAUAGCCUAUCCCAAGCAUCCCAAGAACAGCAUCCUUGGGACUGUCCAGAUGCAAGAAAGUUGGAAGUUACUUUGCUUCAUGAUCAGCCCUUUGGAACUAAGCGGUUUUCUCGCAACGCCUAGAGUUCUUAGCCCUGGACAACAAAAAUCUGUCUCAUCGCUUGAUGCUUUACUCUCCGUUGGGAGGCAUCCUUCGAGAAGCCGGUGUCUGUUGGUGUGGGAAACGACGCAGACUCAGUCACAGCCCCCAAACUUCCAACUGCCUGCUCGUUCUCCUCCACCCACAUCUCAAUUUCCGUCAUCUCACCUCAUCAUCAACCCUGCAGUGUGCGUUGGAGCUACCACAACUGACGUCCCAUCUCUCAUCUCACUCUCAUCCUCUUCGGCCCCACGAGGCGGUGUCACUAUGCAAAACUCUUUGAAUCCUCCCGAAGAGAAGGGAAAAUGCAAGCCCAGCUGCGUCUGGAUGAUGAUGGAGCACCUCAUCCCACCUCAUCAAACAGAGCCCUUCUUGACUGCGAUUGCGAUCAAAGGCAGCAGCAUAUGGCCGGGCCCACCUGUCAGAAUGGACCGACAAGGCUCCCGGGUUUCUCUCGAGCCAUAUCCCGGCCGCCAUAUGCAACCAUCGCCAAUGGCGCACAGCCGUAACCCCCAAUGUUGGUCGGAGACGCCAGUUCUGCGCCAUCACCUCGAGCUGAGCCAACUUGGCUGCAGUGGCCAACCCCGAAGUAGCGACCAGGCAAGGUAUUCGUAA